AUGGCAGCUACUACUACAAGCUCCUCCAAUUGUAGCAACUUUUUCCACACCGGAGGUAAUAACGUAGAGGCCAGCAGGGGCCGAGGAGCUCCAUCCCACCAGGGGUGUGCAAAGGUAGAUGGGGUGGCUUUGUGGCUCAUGAAUGGUGUUGCUAAUGCGUUUUUCGCGUCCCUCCAAAGAUGCUCUUGCAUUCGUAUUGCCACCGUCGAUGAUCACGAAGAAGAUUCCAACGACUUGCCACUCAUUUUCAAUGAUGGGAAUCUGCGGCAUCAUGAUGGUACUGGUAAUACCACCACCACCUGGAGGAAAACAAACAAACCAGGAAAGGGUCGAGUGACUUUGCUGAGGAAUAAGUAUAACAAAUCAACGACUACAAUAUAG
Molecule: messenger RNA, 381 nt
Organism: Lactuca virosa
Lineage: Eukaryota; Viridiplantae; Streptophyta; Magnoliopsida; Asterales; Asteraceae
Source: the annotation of a GenBank genome assembly